Molecule: messenger RNA, 816 nt
Organism: Penicillium bovifimosum
Lineage: Eukaryota; Fungi; Ascomycota; Eurotiomycetes; Eurotiales; Aspergillaceae
Exons: 4
Coding region: 1-816 (271 amino acids)
Molecular function (GO): oxidoreductase activity
Source: RefSeq, a predicted model, not a curated record
AUGACAUCCGAAGCUAUCGAGUACCAGUAUUAUCAAAUUAAAGCCCGAUUCCCGGACACAGAUUCCAGUCCCGACGAUGGCAUUAACCGCAGGGUUUUUGUCCGACAGGAAAUCGAUGAAUGGAGCGGCAAGAAGUCGAACAAAAGGCAGGUCGACCUUUUCAUCCUGGCUCUGGACAAGUUUCAGAAGUUGGAUCCCAAAGAAAGACUCUCCUACUUUCAAGUCGCUGGUAUCCAUGGACAACCCUUUCAAGUCGUGUAUGACAUUAUGAUCCAGGAGGUCAUCCCCCAAUUCCCGGAGGAUCAUCAGGCCUCCUGGCGUCAACAUGCCGAGUCGUGGCGCCUGCCCUUCUGGGACUGGGCACGAAAGGGCCGUGUUCCCGACCUGGCGAAAUACCCCACUAUCACUGUUCCUAGGCCCGAGGGGGGCUCGAUGCGAAUUGACAAUCCCUUGUUCCAGUUCCGCAUGCCGACAGACAGGCCAAUGCGGAGUGAGGGGGUGGGAACCGAGAAUACAUGGGAGAAUGACUCUGAGCAGGAAGAUUAUAAGAACUUUGGCAAUGCGAUAGGUACCAGCCGUUGGCCAGACGAAGAGGACCAAAACCCGACUAGCGAGGGUUGGCGACAUGGUGUUGUCAACAAUCGUAAAGUCGCCGAUGCCUUUAAUGCCCACGAGGGGUAUAAUGACAAGAAUCAUGGUCCUGCCGCUGAGAUGGUUUUUCGACUGCUCACUGUUCCUAUGGACUACACCACAUUUGCAAGCACUAAUCCAACUUCGAAAGAUCAGAAUGUUGAGGGCUUAGGGCUUAGGGCUUAG